Messenger RNA from Hevea brasiliensis (rubber tree), 543 nucleotides. RefSeq lists its product as uncharacterized. The transcript has a single exon. Bases 1 to 543 code for a protein of 180 amino acids. The record is from RefSeq and is a predicted model, not a curated record. Lineage: Eukaryota; Viridiplantae; Streptophyta; Magnoliopsida; Malpighiales; Euphorbiaceae.
AUGCCUGUAGCAGAGCCCACUUCCGGACGCUUAUUUAUAUGGCUUAUCUCUUGUUUCUUGUUUACCUGCGUUACUGUUGGUGGAAUCUUCCUCCUUUUGUACAUUGUCCUCCCUCAGAAUCAAGCUAAACCUUGGCUUCCAAUUGUUGGUGUAACCCUUGUUUGUCUCCCUUGGAUUUUUUGGUGCUUUACUUGUCUUUAUCGUAUCAUUUCUCGAGCACUUGGAAUUAGGGUUGUUAUCCGUUGUGGCGGCGGCGGUGGUGAUGGUGGUAGUAGCGCUCGUACUCGUUCAAAUGUUUCUAAUACAUCAAGGAAUGUAGCAUCCCAUGAGCCUGCAAACCUUAACUCUCCAUUAGAGCCUGCUGAAGAAGAAGAUGGAAGGGGCGUCCAGUUUGGAGGGGCAGCAGUUUUGGGAGAGGGCGAUGAUGACCAUGAAAAGAAGAAUGCAAAUUUGAGGAGUUUAUCGACUAGCAUUUCAAGCAAUGAUUUGUCCGUUGCUUCUCGUGAAAGCGAAAUGCCUUUAACCCAAGCUAUAGCAUCCUAA